Sinocyclocheilus grahami is the source of this 6785-nucleotide messenger RNA. Its product is annotated as telomere-associated protein RIF1. Gene Ontology annotation, biological process: telomere maintenance. Gene Ontology annotation, cellular component: chromosome, telomeric repeat region; nucleus. The record is from RefSeq and is a predicted model, not a curated record. NCBI's taxonomy places the organism in Eukaryota, Metazoa, Chordata, Actinopteri, Cypriniformes, Cyprinidae. The coding region runs from base 185 to 6547 and encodes 2120 amino acids. The transcript has 31 exons.
UUUUCGCGGGGAGAGAGAAGUGAGGAGUGAGAAGUGAGAAGUGAGGAGUGGACAGACGCAGCCUAGCCUUGAUCAUUUACAAACAUUGCCGUAUAAACUCUCCCGAUUCCUCUGAUAACGCUCGUGUGUCGAUGAGAUCGCCUUCAGUGGUCGAUAGCGUGUCCUCAGGCGCGAGGUUGUGAGGAUGAUGGCAGCAGUGCCUCUAUCUAGUGCCAGCCUCCUUCCUCUUCUGGAGUGUCUGGAAGAUGAAGCAGCCGGGCUGUCAGAGAAGACAGAUGCCUACAUCACCAUCGCAAACCGCCUGAAUGGAGAGGAGGGGCGUCAGUUUCUGUCUGUAGUUGUAAAACAUUUUGCACGUCUAAGUAAAGUCCUUUUGGUUCAUAUCUCCAGUGAGAACGAGGAGCUGUGUCAGGCUGCAUUGCAGGCUUUGGGAUUCUGUGUCUUCCACUCACACAUUGUUUCAGUCAUACCAGCAAAUAUUUCAGAAGAUAUACUGUCUACGCUCUGUAAUGUUGUGGUAAAAUCAAAGGAGAAGUUUACGUGCACUCGAGCAUUAUGGGUGAUUUCAAAGCAGAAUUUCCCGCCAGAGGUGGCAUCCAAAAAGGCUCCAGAGAUUCUGAAGAGUCUAGAGGCCAUGCAGACCAGAGAGGUUCAGUCCAUCCUCAUUGAACAUGAAUCACUUAAUGUCAUAAUAAGGUUGCUGGAGCAGGCCCCCCAGUGUCAGUGUACCAUUUGUUUGUUUUUAGAGCCCCUGACGCACCCGCUGUUUACCAGCCCUUCCUCCUUCAGUAGACAUGCCUCCACCCUCAUAUCAGCCAUCAAAGAAGGCUUCAUUACUGUGGGAAAGCACGCUCCAGAAGCGCUGCUUAAUCUCAUUUGGAGCACCCUGAUCUGUUCUGUCAGCACAACAAUAGAAGCUUGUAAUAAGAAGGAACGACAGGGGUCAGAGGUUCUCACGCUGCUUCUACAGGCUUUGCAGUCCAUCCUGUCCUCAGAUGGUCUGCCUGCUGAACGUGCCCUGCUUUUGCUGGAAGUCACUGUUAAUGGAAUACCUCAGAAGGUGCUUGGUUCUGCUGCUUAUCAAGUGGCAAACAUGGAUGUGUUAAAUGGUACACCUGCACUUUUUCUAAUACUGCUAUUCUACCAGAGUAACCAGCUCUCAUCCUUUCUUGAAGAUGAGAGGUUUUUUUCAAUCCUGGAGACCCUUGUGAGUUGUGGGUUUUGUGGGCCUACAUCUCCCCUGGCAUUUGGAGAGGCUGUUUUAGGAGCGAUUAGUGGGAGUGUGGAGGCUGUUAAGAUCAAGAAACAGCUCUGGAGGAUGUGGAGUAUGGUGGUAAACCCUCUGACGGAUACCAUCACUCAGACCAAUGAAGUGAAUCAAGGAGAUGCUCUGGAGCAUAAUUUCAGUGCCAUUUACAGUGCCUUGAUGUUCCCAGUUGUUCAUCUACUGCCUGGUUUGCCCCUGCCCCAAACCACUCAGAAGGCCAUGAUCGGUACCUGGUCCAGGCUUUACAAGGCGUUUGCUCGCUGCUCAUCUUUGGUAGCCACAGCGGAGGAGAACAUAUGCUGUGAAGAGCUGUGUGCCAAGAUCUGUUCCUCUCUUGACAGUGAGGCUCUGAAAAGUAUGCCUAUGCUAGAUGCAAUAGCAAAUAUCUUGCUGGUCAUCAUUGAGAGUAUGGACUUCUCUCCUUACACCCCACAGUUUCAGCAGAAGAUGAAAUCUCCUCAUGCACCCUUGAGUUGGGUGCGCAAGAGAAGCAAAGCCCUGGGGAAUCUCUCGACCUUCCACGUUCUCCUGGUGCAGACUCUAGAUGCAUUCCUUUCUGUGGAUUUCUCAGAAGCAUCUGUAGAGUCCACUGGUGGGGUUUUAAAUGGAAUUGGCUUGACGCUGGUCUCUAACUUGUCAACUCUUUUCACUAAUAUCACACUGCCCACGUUCAUACAAGAGGUGCUGUCCUCCCUCACCAAACCACUCUCAUGCCUUUUUGAACUGGUCUCCAGUCAUGAUGAACCAUCAAAGCUCAGUGCAACACUAGGACCCAAGUUGGAGAAACUGGCCACGGACCUGCUUGGGUGCCUUCAGACACAAUCAACUCUGCAUGAUGAUGAGAUGCUUGCCAUGUUGUCACCCUUGCUCUGUGUGCUUUUUCUGCACAAGAGCAAGCAAAUUCGCACUGUGGUCACGCAGUUCUGGAAUACCACUUUUGGAAUUGCACUCACCUUGACGUACCCUGAUCCUCUUAAGUCUGUUUUAAGUCAGGCUAAGCAAAAGACUCCAUUGAUUUUACCUGGUUUUGAAGCCGUUGAUGCACCAGAUGAUUGCAGUGGACAGUAUACGAGUGAGAGUUCUCAGCUGGACCCUCAGAUCAGCGGGGUAAAGAUGACCUCUGUGAGAAAGAGGGACUCCCUCCUGGCAAGGGCAGAAGAGCUUAAAGGAAGAGGGUCUUUAACUGUUGCAAAGCCGGUGUCUGUAAAGCUGGAUUUUGGAUCACCCAAGCCAUUGAGGCGGGAAGCUAUUGAGGAGGAGGCAUCAGUGGAUUUUGUUUUUAUUCCACCUGAGACAAAGGAGAGAGUGCUAACUGAGCACCAGAAAGAGGUCAAAAGGACUAAACGGGUUGACAUUCCUGCGCUCUAUAAUAAUCUGGAUGCAUCCCUGGACACAACAGUCUAUUCACAGUAUACUCCGAGUCAAGAGGAGUCCAUGGACAAAUUGACAAAAGAUGAAAAGCAUCAACCAGAGGAAGAGGCUGAUGUUCAGCUAAAGGAGGUUGCUGCAAGUGAGGAACCAAUCACAGAUGUUAAAGUAACCCAAGAAGGCACCAGAUCAGCCGUAGAAACACCAGAGAAAGCUACACAAAAUAAAGAUCAAACUUCAGAGAAGAAUCGGUCACCAUCGAGUGACAUCUCAGUUGAUGUGAGUGGGCAUGAGAAAAGUGGAGUCGAGGGGACCAGCCCUAAUGUUUCAAGUUCAUCUGAUAUGAUAUCCGGUACACCACCUAAACCCAAUAGCAGGCGUCAGUCGUUUAUAACCUUAGAGAAAUAUGUUGAAGGGAAAUCACCAAGUCCUGCAAGUGUUGCAUUUGCUGGUCCACACACCCGCAAAUCGAGUAGGCUGGGUUCUUCAAAGGCAUCAGAGUCUACUCCAAAUAGCUCACAACUUCAGACUACAAAGGGGAGCAGCACUGACCCAUCUGGUCAAAAUGAGGAAGCAAAAGUGGAGGCAAAAGAUGAGACGUUAACGGGAGGUCAUCACGUUGAAGGUACAGAUGAGGAAGAGGAUGAUGUGGUCCCAGAUACCCAGACCCAAUUAUCUGGUGAAGCGUCAGGUUUUAAGAACAGUCCUGUGUCUAAAGCCAAUGCAGAGGAACAAGAUUCUCCUGAAAAAGAUUCACAGAGUCUUGCUGAUUCUCAAGCUAGUCAAGAACCAAGAAGGUCAGGCAGACGGCGAAGUAAACCUGUUCGCCCAGGGGAAGAUCCAGGGGAGAUGUCAAACAAAUGUCAAGAACAAGUUGCAGACUCUGCAUUGACAAAUACACAGAAGCCAUUACUGUCUCCAACAAGUAGCACUUUGACUGGAAGAAGAAGUAAGGUUAUUGAAGACAUUAAAGCUGAAGGAGACAAGCUGAACAAAAGAAUUAAAGGAGAGCUUAGUCAAAGUAAUUCACAGAUUUCCUCUGCAGAAUCUUCACAGGCAGUUCCACAGGCAAUAGUUAUGCCUGGUAAUAAAGAGCUAAGCCAGUCUGAGCCCUGUUCCGAGAGUUCCCCUGUAACUCAAUCAGAUAGCCAAAGCAAAGAGAGAUUGCCAACUCUCAAUGAGUCUGAAGGUCUGUCACCAGGUAGACCUACAAGGAAGACUAGAGCGCACCUUGAGGAGUCAACAGACAAGGAGGCAGAUGAAAACUCUCAAAAUGAUCCUCAAAAUGUUGCAUCCGCUUUGCAAAAGAAACAUUCACUGACACCUCUUUCUGAUUCUGAGGCUGAUAGCCAGCAAACUGUCCGAACACGAAGAAUAAGGAGGUCUGAAUUUCAAUUACUGGAGCUGUCUGGUUCACAGACCAAAGACGACUCGAGUCAGACAGACUCUCAAACACUCACAAUGGUUAAGGGUAGAGCUAUGAGGAGGAGAGCUGCAGAAGAAGAAACAGACUCUACUAGAGAUGCCACAUCAAUUGUAAAUGCUGAGGAGUUAAGUGCAAGCCAAGAUUGCUCUGAAGGUCUUGGUAGAUACAGAACUCGAAGAUCUAAAGGUUUGUUGGCUCCUACCGACAAUACAGAGUCUGAAAUCUCUGAUAGCCGAGAAGACGGACCAAGGCCUAAAAAGAGACUGCGGAAACCAUUAUCCACAGAGGUGCUACCAGUUGCCACAGAACCGAAAGGUACUGAGAUUGUGCCACAUAUGGAGGGUGUUGAUGUUUCAAUAGAGAUGUCACAGGAUGAGGCAGAUCAUGAAACCAGUUUGAAUAUUUCAGUCAGUGAAACCAAAGAAGAGCUCCCUUCCCCUGAUGGUGCACCACAUGAACAGAUUACCUCUGAAAAAGGCGCAGAAGAUGCCAAAAUUGAGACAAAAUUGAAAACUGAUAAGGAUGAAAAGGAGACCAUUAGUGAGAAGGCAGAGGGUGAAGAAUUGAAUUCAUCUUCACAUAUUGGAUCAGAAGAUUUUACCCAGAAGACUGACAUUUUGCGUAAAUGCCCACAUACCAGGGGACGGGGACGUGGGCGUAGACGAUCGAGAACCUGCAACUGCUUUUCAAACAACCGUGACGUGUUCUCACAGGACAGUGACUUCCAAGAAUCGCAGGAUCUGAAAAAUGAGCAGGUUCCACUUGUCUCUGAUGCCCCGAACUCUCAACCUGAGCAGUCAAGCUCAACAUCUGUAUCAGAGAAAAGCAAGAGCUCAGCAAUUUCAGAUGUCUCAGAUUUUGAUGUUCAGCCAUUUUCAGCCUUGCCUGCACAGCUCCCAUCUGAGGUUUUGCCUUCUGAGAGUCCCAUUGCAAAGCUUGGUGUAAUUGUUUCUCAGCUGUCUGAAGCACAGGAAGGAGCACAGCUUGAAUUGUCCAAACUGACAGAUAAAACGAACAAGGAGCAUCUAGAGGUCCCGGAGGCAGAGACAAAUCAGUUAAGGAGUUCUGAGUUCGCAGGUAGUCAAAAGCACAAAGAAGGAGAAGAUAGAUUGGAAAACACUUCAGUAGGUCAAGAACCUCUCCAGAGUUCAACACCUCAAGACACAUCUCCAAGUCAAGGUCGCCCAGUGGAAGAUGCACCUAUAUGCCAAGAGCAACUAGAGUCUUCCCAUGUCCAGCAGGAGGAUGCAGUUAACCCAGCAGUGAAGGAAUGUGAAGACCUUGCUGUUUCAGAGCCAAGUGGAGAAAAGGUUGUGUUGCCGGAAGAGUCAAAUGGCAAAGAAUUGCUUGACAAGGAUGUGGCACUCGACGAGAAGGAUGAAGACGCUCGGAUCGACAACCGCGAUCUUCCUGUGGUUGCACAAGAGUCGCCGUCUGUGCCACCUCAGAGUAGUACAUCUGAAGCCUGCUUAAAUUCUCCACACAAGCCUAAACCUUUGGACUCUCUCAGCGGAGAGCUAGAGCCUGGCCAGAGUCCGAGCAGAAACCGAUCUCGUGUCUGGUCACCAUCCGCUUCUCCGUCUACCAGUAUUCUGAAGAAGGGACAAAAGAGAACAUGUGAAGAGGAAACACCCUCCCCCCUUCCUAAGUCUCGUCGAGUGUCUUUUGCAACUCCAAUUUAUCAUCAAGAACUGGCUGAUGAUAUUGAUCGACGUAGUCCAGUUAUUCGCACAAGCUCGCCUAGGUCAAAAGUCUUGAGUGGGCAGUCGAAGUAUAUCACUACACCCACAAAAGGCUAUUCAAGUCUAAGUCCACGUAACCUCCGUAGUCCUGGAUCCAAAAGCUCUAAAAAAUGCCUGAUUUCCGAAAUGAGCCAGGAGCCACGUCCUAUUGCUAAAGAUUGUGUUUAUCCAGCACUCGUUGGCUGCUCUACCCCUAUAGAGGCUGUGUUACCACAGAUAUCCUCCAACAUGUGGCCUCGUGGCUUUGGUCAGCUCGUUAGAGCUAGAAACAUUAAAACGGUUGGAGACCUGAGUGCCCUUACCCCAAGUGAAGUCAAGUCUCUUCCUAUUCGUUCACCUAAGCUGUCCAAUGUGAGGAAAGCACUUAAAACCUAUCAUGACCAACAGAGAAAAGGGCGUUCGGAUGACCUGAAGAGUUUUGACGAAAUGGAGAAAAUGACAUCUGAGCCUGAGGAAAUGGAGCUUCAUCAAAACCAAGAUGAGGAGCAAACACCAGGAGAGGCUCAAGAUGACAAGCCAUCAGAGGUGAGUGUAGAUUCAGAACUGAUGGCUGAGGAGAACAAAUCUUGUGAUUUGCUAUCAGAUGUUGUAGCCCUUAGUGGAUGCCUAACUUCAGAGGAACUUGAUCGCUGUUCACCCAACCAGCUGGGCCUGAUGCACGAACAUCUGAGUGGAAUGAUGAGAAGCAUUGUGACCCAUAUGCAGUCCCGCUUGCGGAGUAAUCUUGAUGAUAGCUUGCCAUGAGGACAUCGAGACAUUUUCCUGAUAUCAGAAUUCACUUUUAACUUGAAGAUAAACAGUGGACUGCUCAUUUCUCAAGUUUUAGCUUGAAUUUUAGAGUAGAUGAAUUUCUAAUUAUGCUCUUUCAGAGAAUAGACUUUCCAUUGCUACUUAAGUGUCAGUGUAUUUUAUGGAGGGCUUUUUAAGACUGUAAAAUUGUGCUGAGAUGCCAAGGAAACUUUUUUUUAAAUAAAGUUAUAGU